AUGAGCAGAAUCACAGUUGAGGAGGUCCAGCAUGUGUCUAUGGAGGGCAGAGGAGACGUCACACUGGAAGCACAGCUGCAGACAGAGCGAGAGGCUCUGGACAGGAAGGAGAAAGAGAUCGUGAAUCUGGAGGAGCAGCUGGAGCAGUUUCGUGAGGAUCUGGAGAACAAGAGCGAGGAGGUGCAUCAGCUCCACAUGCAGCUGGAGAUCCAGAGGAAGGAGAUCAGCAGCCAUCAGCAGGAUCUGCAGGCUCAGGCCCGGCUCGCUCAGGUCUUGGAGGAGAAGGACAGGCAGAUAGCCGUCUUUAACAAGCAGCUCGCUAAGCGUCAGCGCACGGGAACAGACCCUAAGACAGAGGUAAAGUGGUAUACAUAUGUGUGGACACACGGCGGCU
Molecule: messenger RNA, 394 nt
Organism: Sinocyclocheilus grahami
Lineage: Eukaryota; Metazoa; Chordata; Actinopteri; Cypriniformes; Cyprinidae
Product: A-kinase anchor protein 9-like
Exons: 4
Biological process (GO): signal transduction
Molecular function (GO): molecular adaptor activity
Source: RefSeq, a predicted model, not a curated record